Saccostrea cuccullata (small rock oyster) is the source of this 1421-nucleotide messenger RNA. RefSeq lists its product as uncharacterized. The transcript has 3 exons. NCBI's taxonomy places the organism in Eukaryota, Metazoa, Mollusca, Bivalvia, Ostreida, Ostreidae. Bases 264 to 1421 code for a protein of 385 amino acids. The record is from RefSeq and is a predicted model, not a curated record.
GCACAAUUAAAAACGGCUUUGAAAGACUUAGGAAUAAACAUUUCUAUUCCCCUGAAUAACAGCCAGUUAAGAAAAUUAUACGAAGAUAACAAAGAGAGACAAUCCUUCUCAGCGGAAAACAGUGCCCACGCUAUGACCGCAGAAAAUAGUGCUAACACUAGUACGCAGAAAAACAAUGAAACAUCUUCCAGUGUCGCAAGUAAAAACUCUGUUUUAAAUACAGAACUAUUUCUCAAAAUUCCACUAGUCAAAACCAGGAUCCUAUGACGGUGAUGCAACCGACGACUCAAUCCCCACCUCGCAGUGAUACACUACUGUCAACUUCCGCCCAGGGCACUUCGACGUUGGAAACCCUACCUCGCAUACAGUCAACUUCUGCCCAGAGCACUUCGGAAGGCCUCGGAAACAAUCACAAAUUAGAAAACGCUCUUGUAAAUAUGCUUCAACUUUGCCAGCAAACUUUACUGCAAGUGACACAAAAAAGCGAGCCUUCAUCAAACUUCUGCUUGCAGUCAGCCAUGGCAGUAUGUCAAACCCAGGUUAAUGCAUUCCCUUCCAUGUCGUACUCAGUUCGUACCAGCAGUGACACAAGCCAGAUGUCAAGGCCAUCAUUCGGGGUGCCAGCAUCUUCGAUCUCCGACAUCUAUAUCAUUUCACCUGAAGUUCGGCAACAGAUCGUAGCAGAUCAAGAAAUUCUGACAACUGGCGCCGGAUGCAGAGGAACAGCCAACACCAUGUCCACCACUAUCCCAGAUUCUUUGGACUGCGCAAUAGAAAACCUCUGGAACCAUGCCUUAUCCCGUUCCACUUUAAUGGCCUACGAAGCAGGUAUGGACUCAUACACAAAGUUCCUUUUACUUCAUGGCACAACAUGGGAUGAUGGAAGUCUUGCAUCAGUGAUAGAAAGGCUACUUAUGCGUUUUGCAGCUUUUUGUGAUGAACAUAAACAAAUUAAACAUUCUACAAUCAAACUUUAUUUGUGUGGGAUUAGAUUCUUUUAUCUAAAGCAAGGUGGUUUCAACCCCAUGCUCAAAGAUGGAAAACCACUGGAGUGUUUAAAAACAAUUUUAGUUGGCAUUAAAAAGAAACAAGGGUCCACUAGUAAAUGUGUCCAUUUACCUAUAACCAUGCCCAUUUUAUCACAGAUGUGCAAUUUAUUAAAAAUGUCUGUUUUUGGUUAUUUUAAUAGUUUCAUGUUAGAAGCUGCUUGUGUUGCAGCAUUUUUUGGUUUUCUUAGGUGUGGUGAAUUUACAGUGUUAAAUCAGUUUGACUCUGAGAGCCAUCUAUGCUUAAGUGAUGUUCAGAUCAGCACUGAAUCUGUUUUUAUUACACUUAAGAAGUCUAAAACUGACCCCUUCAGGCAAGUCUUACCAAUCAAGAUCAAUGCUUAUCAGACAGCUAUUAUAAUGAACAAUAACUAG